CAAAAGCAAAACCAUGGAAAGAAAAGGGAAAGUGCCACCAAGUCAUUGUUUAAAAGUAAUAACAACACUUGAAUAAAUAAAAAAAGUAAUAACAACAGUCGGUGUCUUUAAUAAUUUGAUAUGAAAGUUUGAGUAGAGAAAAAGAGUUGAGAAUAAAAAAUGGAGACGGUGAUGGAAGAUGUAGAAGAAUACAACUACAGAGAAGUGAAUCUUCCUUCUCUGAUCCCAGUGGUGGGUGAGCCAGAGCUUGAAAGAGAAACAGGGGAGAGAAGAAGAGGAAGGGAUAUAGUUAUAGCCAUAGAUCAUGGUCCCAAUAGCAAACAUGCUUUUGAUUGGGCUCUUAUUCAUCUAUGCAGACUUGCUGAUACUAUCCACCUUGUUCAUGCCGUUUCAGAUGUGAAGAACCAAAUUGUGUAUGACAUGACCCAGGUGCUGAUGGAAAAAUUAGCUGUUGAGGCUUUUCAAGUCGCAAUGGUGAAAACAGUAGCUCGGAUUGUGGAAGGUGAUACAGGAAAAGUAAUUUGCAAAGAAGCAGAGAGAACCAAACCUGCAGCUGUGGUUAUGGGGACUAGAGGCAGAAGCUUGUUUCAAAGUGUGUUACACGGAAGUGUUGGUGAGUACUGCUUUCACCACUGUAAAGCAGCACCUCUUGUCAUUGUUCCUGGAAAAGAUGCUGGUGAUGCUUCAAUCGUCUAGUUGAUUUGCCUUGUGUUUUGUAAUCUAUCUAACUUCAUACUCACUGCUUUGCAUGUAAUUGUAAAAUAUUCAUUUCUUCAAUUUAACAAUUGUUUGCCUUCUUA
Cicer arietinum (chickpea) is the source of this 800-nucleotide messenger RNA. RefSeq lists its product as uncharacterized. Lineage: Eukaryota; Viridiplantae; Streptophyta; Magnoliopsida; Fabales; Fabaceae. The record is from RefSeq and is marked provisional.